GGAAGCAGCGUAGCGUACUACUGCGCAUGUCACAUGACUUUGGUAUAACUGCGUUGCUUCCUUGCUUGUGUAUGCUAAGCGCCAAGACUGAAAGUUUAGUGUUAUAGGUAUUUGCGCGGUUUUUAUUAAUUUGAUUAUAUUUAAUAGCAAUGGUGCAAUAUUGUUGCUGUUAUGGGUGCAAAGAAAGAUAUGUGAAAGGAGGAACAGUUACUUUUCAUAGUUUCCCGAAAGACGAACGAAGAGCGAAAAUAUGGCUCCAGAACAUAAAUAGACCGAAUUUCGUCCAUUCAAGAUACUCGAAAGUGUGUUCGAAGCACUUUACAGAAGAAAGCUUUGAUAGGGAGAGGUUUGGAGGCGUCUGGCUCAAGAAUGAUGCUAUACCAACAGUUUUUGAUUGUUGUGAGCGCCCACCAAAAGCAGCAGCAAAAAAACGUCCACCAAAAAGAGAUAAUUCACAAAAUCUUAAUGAGCUCCUGGCAAGCAUUCAGAGUAGAAAUGUUCCGAUUCUACCAGCGCCCUCUACUUCAGCAAACAGUAAAAGACAGUACAGUAUUUGGUGUAUUUCAGUAGUGCCACCAUCGGCACCCAAACCUGAGCAAACUUGGCCAGAUGAUGAAAGAAACAGGGAAAUUACUGCAUUAGUAAAUGAUUCAGCUACCAACAAAAUGCAGUUGGGAAUCGCCACGAAAAAGGAGUUAGAUGACGGAGGGAAUCGAGACUAUUUUUUGUGUGGCACAGUGAAGCAGGAACAGGAGUAUGAGCACGUGGUUGUGAAGAAGGAACCAGAAGAAGACCCUGAUGAAUCUAUGUAUUCAGCAACUGAAGAGGAGUGUGAGCACAUCGUUGUGAAGCAAGAACCAAUAGAAGAGCCUGAUGAAUCUGUGAAUUCAGCAACUGAAGAGGGAUGUGAAAUCACGAUAGUGAAGGAGGAACCAGCAGAUGAUCCUGAUGAGUCCACAUAUGCAGCAGCUGGAGAGAUGUGUGGGAGGAUAAAUGUGAAGGUGGAACAGGAGCCUGAAUACGAAGGGAACUCCUGUGAGAAGCACAGAACACAGGAACCAGAAUACAUAGAAGUGAAGAGCGAACCACUCGAGGCAGAGGAAGUUACUGGUGACAGAGCCACACAUUGUUUCUGGUGAACGUUUUCCCCAAGCUUCACCACCAGCUCACUUGAUAUUUCUGGCACGAAUGUGACAACAACAGCAGGCUGCAAGAGUCUGGAAAUUCACUGGUUUCUAUAAAGUAAGGGGGAGGGGGAGGGGGGCACAACCCAGAAAGUUGUAUGUCAAAUGUGAUGAUGUGUACAAUCUCGAAAGACAUUCAGGAGAAUGCAAGGUGAAACUGGAGAGAGAUUACCUUAAUCGGUAGAUGCAGUGCAAAACUUCUUUUCCUUAAGCAGUUGAUGCAUUUACAGGUAUAUAUGAUUAUCAUUACUCCUCUUAUGUGUCUUUUUUAUUUUUUGUUCUUUGCUCGCGGAAACUUUCCCACCUUUCUGUUUAACAUUUACAGAUGCCAUAAUACCUCAGUGAACAGUGUCUGGCAAGAUGACUGUGUAUUUAUUUAUCAGGCCUACCUCUCCAAGUUUUUAAAAAAAACAAUGCAAGAAACACAUUUUGCUACUUUCUUUUAUUUCUCUUCAUAAUUUAUAGACUUCUACACUUGUUCAAACCAAUUCAGGAAACACUUUCUGCCAAUAUUUUGUUGCUACCUUAAAGGACUCUACAGCUUCUAGAGGUAAAAAAUCAAGUGAAUCUGGCCAGCAACUAAUUAUUUCAAUGCAGUUCGAUGCGAAUUAUUCGAUCUUCAUUGAAAUUGUGAAUAAUCUACCAGGAAUAAAUGUUUUUCACAGCUGACUGACCCUGCGAAAUCAUAUGCGCUGCAGUCUUGGAUACACCUAAAGACAGCUGUGUCUUACAGUCCCAUGCCAGUGCUCUGAACCGUGUUGCGUACCUUACUAAUGUACUUUUGAACAGUUAAUUUAGAUGAGCUUAACAAAAUACAUUGUUGACAAUAGCACAACCCUGAUGAAAUUUUAUGAACCAGUUGUAAAAAACCUCUUUUUAGAAGAUGAUAGAUUACAAAAAGUUUAUUAAAAUGAUUCAAAAAAUAAAAUGUCAUCGAACAGAAAUCUUCACUCACAAUUUCCAUGUUUUCCCAAGAUUGUUUCUUUGCAUGCUCACUGAAAUCAGUU
Messenger RNA from Schistocerca serialis cubense, 2191 nucleotides. Its product is annotated as THAP domain-containing protein 5-like. Bases 150 to 1139 code for a protein of 329 amino acids. NCBI's taxonomy places the organism in Eukaryota, Metazoa, Arthropoda, Insecta, Orthoptera, Acrididae. The transcript has 9 exons. The record is from RefSeq and is a predicted model, not a curated record.